GAUAAUCACCUGUCAGGUGGGCAUGCAUGCAAUUUGAAUAUGUUUCCGAUGCAGAAACGAAAAGAUAGAAGUAACACCCUAUGACAAACAAGGUCUGCGAGGAACAGGUGAUUCAACAUGUGGACCUGGGCUCAAGGGGGCUCACGAAAUGCAGGGCUGACAACACUGCCACCACCCCCCCACCCACCCACCCGUUUUUAUUGGGUGCUACAUCCAGUUUGGUCAAGGGUUUAUUAUUCUAUUACUCUUAAACUAACGACUUAGAAUAUUGUAUAGACUUUAAUCAGUAUUGCAAAAUAAAACCCGUCUAGCAAGAGCUGAACAGGAUUUCAUUCGUGACCAUACGAAAUAUGCAUAUGUAGGAUUACAACUUUGUUACUCUUCGCAGUCGCUUCUCUCCGCUGGGACAGCGCUUUUUCUCACACUUUCUUCUGCAUGGCACGGAGAGGACCCGUCGGUACAUUACCCGUUACGUGUGAGGCUCGCGAGAC
Molecule: messenger RNA, 491 nt
Organism: Ectocarpus siliculosus
Lineage: Eukaryota; Phaeophyceae; Ectocarpales; Ectocarpaceae
Source: the annotation of a GenBank genome assembly